Molecule: messenger RNA, 2218 nt
Organism: Phacochoerus africanus (Common warthog)
Lineage: Eukaryota; Metazoa; Chordata; Mammalia; Artiodactyla; Suidae
Gene: ZDHHC6
Product: zinc finger DHHC-type palmitoyltransferase 6
Exons: 11
Coding region: 419-1621 (400 amino acids)
Biological process (GO): protein palmitoylation
Cellular component (GO): Golgi apparatus
Molecular function (GO): protein binding; palmitoyltransferase activity
Source: RefSeq, a predicted model, not a curated record
GCCUGAGCGGGAGAGCCGCGGCGAGGGCGCUGGCGGAGAAGCGGCAACGUCGUGGCUGAUCUCGCACUGCACCCAGGAUUUGCUUUCUUCUUACGCUGGGCUGGGGGGCCCAGGACGGAGUUAUCCGAGCAGGAGAAAACUUGCUUGGGGUGAGCUCGGGCCGCCCCGGAAAUGCGAUGGCCGAGGAGCAGGCACUGAGGACCAGACCGAGAUUGGGCUUCAAAUCAAGACACUGCAUUCUCCUAGAAAAAACAAAGAGUUUGUAACGGUGAACAUGGUGUAAUCUGCAUUAACAUCCCACACCAUGAAGGCAUGACAAUUAAGGAACACAUGUGGACUUGUGGCACAUGGAAAUGUGUGCACAGAAAAAAGAAAUCUGUAAUUCUUUAAAAACAGGAAGGUGUUCUUCCUCACCAAAAUGGGUACAUUUUGCUCAGUCAUCAGGUUUGAAAAUCUCCAAGAAUUAAAGAGACUUUGUCACUGGGGUCCCAUUAUAGCCCUUGGUGUUAUAGCAAUAUGUUCUACCAUGGCCAUGAUUGACUCUGUUUUGUGGUAUUGGCCCUUACAUACCACUGGAGGAAGCGUGAAUUUCAUCAUGUUGAUAAAUUGGACUGUCAUGAUUCUUUAUAAUUAUUUCAAUGCCAUGUUUGUUGGUCCUGGCUUCGUCCCUCUGGGGUGGAAACCGGAAAAUUCUCAGGAUAGCAUGUACCUCCAGUAUUGUAAAGUCUGCCAAGCAUACAAGGCACCACGGUCACAUCACUGCAGAAAGUGUAACAGAUGUGUGAUGAAGAUGGACCAUCACUGUCCUUGGAUCAACAACUGCUGUGGUUACCAAAAUCAUGCUUCGUUCACACUGUUUCUCCUUCUAGCACCACUGGGUUGUAUUCAUGCUGCCUUUAUUUUUGUUAUGACAAUGUAUACACAGCUUUAUAAUCGGCUCUCCUUUGGGUGGAACACGGUCAAGAUUGAUAUGAGUGCAGCCCGGAGAGAUCCUCUUCCAAUAUUUCCGUUUGGAUUAGCUGCAUUUGCUGCCACCUUGUUUGCCUUGGGAUUAGCUUUAGGAACAACCAUAGCUGUUGGGAUGUUAUUUUUUAUCCAGAUGAAAAUAAUUCUCAGAAACAAAACUUCUAUUGAAUCAUGGAUUGAAGAGAAGGCUAAAGAUCGAAUUCAAUAUUAUCAACUAGAUGAAGUCUUUGUUUUUCCUUAUGAUAUGGGAAGUAGAUGGAAGAACUUUAAACAGGUAUUUACAUGGUCAGGGGUCCCUGAAGGAGAUGGACUGGAGUGGCCAAUAAGAGAAGGCUGUCAUCAGUACAGCUUAACAAUAGAGCAGUUGAAACAAAAAGCAGAUAAAAGGGUCAGAAGUGUUCGGUAUAAAGUCAUAGAAGAUUACAGUGGCUCCUGCUGUCCUUUGAAUAAAGGGAUCAAAACCUUCUUCACCAGCCCCUGCACGGAAGAGCCUCGGAUAAGGCUCCAGAAAGGGGAGUUCGUUUUAGCCACAAGGGGGUUACGAUACUGGUUGUAUGGAGAUAAAAUUCUUGAUGACUCCAUUAUAGAAGGUAUGGAAGUGGAAGAGAGUGUUGAAAGGACAAGACUGCCAGCACUAACUGUGUUUCAAGAGUAAGAGGAUGGUUCCCUAGAAACUGUGUGGAAAAAUGUCCGUGCGAUACUGAAACAGAAUCAGCCCCAGAGGGCGAGAAGAAAAAUAGAUAGCCAAUGUUAAAGCAAAAUUACUCUAAUUCCGCUCCAUUACUUGAAAAUUGUACAUAUUACUAAAGAAUUAUGCAAUGAGCCUACUCUGGUUAAGGUGUUCUUUUCCUCAAAGGUGCCCUAGUGCCAUGAGCUAAAUAUUUUUAUUACCAUUUGAAAUGGAAAAGCCAUUCUGCACAUGCCUUUGAAUUCCUGCGCCUCUCUGCCACCUCACCCUCUCCUCAGAAGGAAAAACACUUCACCCAAGUAAGUCGAUUGCAUUUUCUCCAGGAUUUUGUAAUGCACUGCACAGGAUGGACCUCACCUGCAGAUAGAGUUCUCCCUUUGCCAGGAGCAUCUGCAUGUGAUGCUUUUAUCCUCUUUUCCUCUCAGCCGAAAUUUCUUAUGUAAUACUCUAGAUACUAUAGAUCUUAAUUUGUCAGAUUCAGUAUAAGCUCAGAUUUUAUUACUCGUCUUUUAAUAACAAAGAUUUUGUCAAAUCAAAUAAAGAUCAAUGUCUGUAUAAAUCAUA